This is a messenger RNA of Paramecium sonneborni, 1574 nucleotides long. The record is from the annotation of a GenBank genome assembly. NCBI's taxonomy places the organism in Eukaryota, Ciliophora, Oligohymenophorea, Peniculida, Parameciidae.
AUUAAUUGUUAUGUUGCUUAUAGCAGCUUUAUUACUUUUAGGAACAGCCAAGCAUUUUACAGUGGAGCUUAAAAGUCGACAUACUUAAGAACAUUUAAUUGAUAUAGUAAAUUUGUUGUAACAUUCCCAUGCUCAAUUAUUAGAAGAAAAUGAUUAUCAGAAGAUUGGUAAGAGUGUUGAGGGGGCACUUUAAUUUGAAACAGUCAUGUUGGAGAAGAAUAUUUAAAAAAAGAAUUUAAAACAUUAGAAUCAUCAAAAUAAAAAAUAAGAACAUCAUCACAAGAAAAAGAAAAAUACAAAUAUGGUUGUGAAUGAAUCAUUAAUGGAUGUGAUACCUUUGACAUCUGAAGAGAAGGGUAUAUUUGAAGAAUCUGGUUCUUUAUCUCCAGUUGAUUUACAUAUAGAGAAAUAAAUGGAACAUCAAAGUUAAAAGUUAUUGACAACAGAUAGAAAUUAAGAUGGUUCAUAUAUUGCAGAUGUACCUUUGACAAAUAUAGCAAAUACUAUGUUUAUAGGUGAAUUAUAGGUAGGAAGUGCUUAAGGAAAGAAUGCUUUCGAUGUUAUUUUUGAUACAGGUUCAGCUUUAACAUGUGUAGCUUCAGAAUAAUGUAAAGAUAUUGGAUGUUAAAAGAGUAAACGUUAUAAUAGAGCAGAAAGUCAAUCUUUUAAUGAGAUUGGUAAAUCAGUUGAGAUAGUAUUUGGUAGUGGAACUUUGAAAGGAUUGAUAAACAGAGAGAGAAUUAGAGUAGAUGGUUUAGAUUUGAAAGAUGCUCUGUUUAUAGAAGUAACAUAGUAGAUUGGAGAUGCAUUUCAUGAGGGUGAAUUUGAUGGUAUAGUAGGAUUAGGAUAUCCUCAUAUGACAGGAGUACCUACUUUAUUUGAUUAUAUGAUAUAAUAGCAUAAAUUACAUUCAAAUGUGUUUACAUUCCAUUUGAAUAGAGCUACUGGUAAUUCAGGAUCAUAAUUAAUAUUUGGUGGUAGUGAUGAUUCACAAAUAAAAGGAGAAUGGGUUUAUCAUCAUGUUCAUGAAUAAUUUUAUUGGUCAAUAAUGGCAGAAUAGAUAAGAGUUGGUAAUAAGGAUACUGGAAUAUGUACACAUUAACAUAAAUGUAAAAUGGUCGUGGAUACAGGAACCACUCUGUUAACAGGACCAACAAAGGAUGUGAGAUAAUUAUUAUCAAUGAUAAGAGUUGAACCAAAAUGUUAAAAUUAUCCAGCAAUGCCAGAUAUCACAUUUGUUAUUGAUGGACAUGAUUACAUUUUAUAACCUAAAGAUUACAUUUUGACAAUAACAUGUAAAAUAUUAAUAAAGAUGAUUAGAAUCUGGAGUAGAGGCUCCCUAUUAACAUUCACCAAUGGAUUAGAUUGUUGGUUGUGCUGGAACGAUUUUCCCUUUGGAUUUACCUCCAAAAUAGUAUAGAUUUAAUAUUAAUUAUAUAGAGGACCAUUAUGGAUUUUAGGUGAUGUAUUUAUUACAAAGUAUUCUGCUAAAUUUGAUAGAGAUAAAAAUAGAGUGGGUUUAGCAUUAAAUAAGAAUCAUGAAUGAAAUUCAUAAAAACAUAUCGAAUAAUAUA